AUGGCCAAGGCAAAGGGCAAUCCUGGCGUUCAAAACAGGCACAUAUACACUCGGGCUUCCUAUCUUUACCAGGCAGCCGUGUACCUAGCCAAUUGCGCCCAGCGAGCUGAACUGGGCAACCAGGCAGAGGCGAGCCCAGAGGAUACCAAGCAACAACAUGGCGACAAUGCUCCAUCCCUGUCGAAAAAGCACAAGGCAACGAUCAACCUGUCUCACCAGGUCGUGUCCGACAUGAGAUCGGUAUCUCUCAAGGCCCAGAUCCGGCAGAGCCCCUCGAUCAAGCAGACCAUCUGCAAAUACUGCGACGCCGUGCUGAUUGAAGGCAAGACGUGCCACUCUUCCGUGGAGAAUCCGAGUAAAGGCGGAAGGAAACCGUGGGCCGAUGUGCUCGUUAUCCGCUGUGACACGUGCGGCAACGUGAAGCGGUAUCCCGUCAGCGCCCCGAGGCAGAAGCGGAAGCCCUUUCGGACUGCUGAGACUUCGAAGAUGGAGCAAGACGGGGUCACUUUGCCCGCGCCUGCGCCCGCGCUCGAGCUGCCUACACGAUGA
This is a messenger RNA of Trichoderma reesei QM6a, 549 nucleotides long. RefSeq lists its product as uncharacterized. Gene Ontology annotation, biological process: tRNA processing. NCBI's taxonomy places the organism in Eukaryota, Fungi, Ascomycota, Sordariomycetes, Hypocreales, Hypocreaceae. The transcript is spliced from 2 exons. Gene Ontology annotation, cellular component: nucleolar ribonuclease P complex. The record is from RefSeq and is a predicted model, not a curated record. The coding region runs from base 1 to 549 and encodes 182 amino acids.